This is a messenger RNA of Drosophila yakuba, 3675 nucleotides long. RefSeq names its product pro-resilin (gene resilin). Bases 1513 to 3381 code for a protein of 622 amino acids. Lineage: Eukaryota; Metazoa; Arthropoda; Insecta; Diptera; Drosophilidae. Gene Ontology annotation, cellular component: extracellular matrix. The transcript has 3 exons. The record is from RefSeq and is a predicted model, not a curated record.
UUUUAAACUGUCGACGUGUCAUGGCGCAUAUCGUAAUCAUCAUCUCUCGUUUUUUUGACCCACACAUCUGGCUGAAAGCAGGAUGCUGAGCCGGCAUCUUCCAACUUCCAACUGCCAACUCCCAUGACCAAGCACGUAGUGGGGCAAUUAAUUCUGCACGUUCCCAUUUGCCGGCGAAGGCUGUGAUCUGUGAUCUGUGCUCCAUAAACCGCGAAUGGCGCUACUGCCAGCCGAGUUAGUCGAGUUAACUAGCCAAGUUAAUAUGGUGGGCGGACUGCGAAAACUCAGCGCAAUUAAUUUCCCAUAACUUCGGGAAUCCCUUUGUGUGGGCUGUUGUUCCGAUUCGGAUGGGCUGCAUAACUGAAUCAAUGGAUGUGUCGAAAUAUGUUAUGUGCAGCGUAGAUUUAGCUUUUUAGAUACCUAGCUAUCUGAAAGCUUUCAGCAUGAAUAUUUUCUUCACAGAAUCUUCGGUUUAGCCUCCUCUCAUAACUUACAUUUGCAUCGUAUCAAAUGAUCUUGAAGAAGAUUGAGCUGUCAAUUUGUUACACCAAGUUUCUUUUGAUCUAGUUAAAUCAUAAUCAAUACAUCUGCAUACCCUUCUUUUCCAAUUGAUUCUCUGAUCAUCUCUAUGCCAUCGCCACAAUCUCCAAUACAAUCGACUCGACCCUUCUACACCCAGCAGACGCAUCCGCGGAUCCUACACCCAAUUGGGGUCGUCUUUGGCACGAUCUUCUUCGAUAUAUCGCUGGGCUUUUUAUGAUUAUUUUUCCUUUUUCGUCUCUGACAAGACAAGGCAAACAAAUGCAAAAUGCUUUGGCGCUUGUCAUAGCAACCACUGAACCACUGGAACACUGAACCACUCGCUUGGGAGAGUGAGCCGCGGCAGACGCCGCCGACACAUUCACCCAGUGGAGUACCGAGUAGACCGAGUAGACUACUUUGGGCCAACGCAACGGCGGAUCCAAAAGGUUUGGGGGCCGCGGCACAAUCACCACCUCGCCGCGCCUCGAGAAGAUGUGCGCUUAAAGAAGGCAAAUCAGCCCGAGAGACUUUGCUCCAAGACUUAAGACCCAAGACUCAAGACCGAGGCACCCUUCACGUGGCAAUCUGGCGCAGAUCGGGGUGGUGAAGUGUUGGCAAGCAAGCUCAGUGAUUGAGAUUUUUGCUUUGGACCGCAUAGAAUCAGCCACCGCUUCUCUGAAGACGAUCGUAUGUGGCAGCCGCAUCAGCUGCAUCAGCAGCAGCAGCAGCAGCUGUUGUGUUGCCGGUUGCCACACGCUCCACAAAACCACCUCCAUCUCAUAAUCGAGUUCGUGUGUGUGCGCAUUGUGCAUCCUAGACUUUCAGUUUUUUCGGUUUCGGCUUUGCCUCAUAUAAAUACGCCAUGUGGCAGCUACCACAGAUCAGUCAGAAUUCGGCGCUGCUUCCAAGCGCUAGUCUCAUCCCAAAGAUUCCGAUCAGCUCCAGUUCCAUCUCCAUCUUCAUCUCCAGCAUCAGCUCCACAAGUGGAAUAUGUUCAAGUUACUCGGCUUGACGCUGCUCAUGGCGAUGGUGGUCCUUGGGCGACCGGAGCCACCAGUUAACUCCUAUCUACCUCCGUCCGAUAGCUAUGGAGCACCGGGCCAGAGUGGUCCCGGCGGCAGGCCAUCGGAUGCCUAUGGCGCUCCUGGCGGUGGCAACGGCGGCCGACCCUCGGACAGCUAUGGCGCUCCAGGCGUGGGCCAGGGUCAAGGACAGGGACAAGGACAGGGUGGAUUCGGUGGCAAGCCCUCGGAUUCCUAUGGUGCUCCUGGUGGUGGAAAUGGCAACGGUGGUCGCCCAUCGAGCAGCUAUGGCGCUCCUGGUGGUGGAAACGGUGGUCGUCCUUCGGAUACCUAUGGUGCUCCUGGUGGCGGUAGCGGUGGACGCCCAUCGGACAGCUAUGGUGCUCCUGGUGGUGGAAAUGGAAACAGCGGUCGACCCUCGAGCAGCUAUGGAGCUCCUGGCCAAGGACAAGGCAACGGAAAUGGUGGUCGUCCUUCGGGCAGCUAUGGUGCUCCUGGUGGUGGAAACGGUGGUCGUCCUUCGGACACCUACGGCGCUCCUGGUGGCGGAAAUGGCGGUCGUCCUUCAAGCAGCUACGGCGCUCCUGGUGGCGGAAAUGGCAACGGAGGUCGCCCAUCGGACAGCUAUGGUGCUCCGGGUGGCGGAAAUGGUAACGGAAACGGCAGCGGUGGUCGUCCUUCAAGCAGCUAUGGAGCUCCUGGUCAGGGCCAAGGUGGAUUCGGUGGUCGCCCUUCGGACUCCUAUGGUGCUCCUGGUCAGAACCAAAAGCCUUCAGACACUUAUGGCGCCCCUGGAAACGGCAACGGUAAUGGCAACGGCGGACGUCCUUCGAGCAGCUACGGAGCUCCAGGCACAGGACCUGGUGGCCGACCCUCCGACUCCUACGGACCCCCAGCCUCUGGAUCGGGAGCAGGUGGUGCUGGAGGAGGCAGUGGACCCGGCGGCGCUGACUACGACAACGAUGAGCCCGCCAAGUACGAAUUUAAUUACCAGGUUGAGGACGCGCCCAGCGGACUCUCGUUCGGGCAUUCAGAGAUGCGCGACGGUGACUUCACCACCGGCCAGUACAAUGUCCUGUUGCCCGACGGAAGGAAGCAAAUCGUGGAGUACGAGGCCGAUCAGCAGGGCUACCGACCACAGAUCCGGUACGAAGGCGAUGCCAACGAUGGCAGUGGUCCCAGUGGUCCCAGCGGUCCUGGCGGUGCUGGUGGUCCCGGUGGUCAGAACUUGGGUGCCGAUGGCUACUCCAGUGGACGUCCCGGCAAUGGCAAUGGCAACGGAAACGGCGGUUACCCCGGUGGGCGCCCAGGAGGUCAGGAUUUGGGACCCAGUGGAUACUCCGGUGGUCGUCCAGGCGGUCAGGAUCUGGGACCCGGUGGCUACUCCAAUGGCAGGCCGGGCGGCCAAGACUUGGGACCAAGCGGUUACUCCGGUGGACGCCCAGGAGGUCAGGAUUUGGGACCUAACGGAUAUUCCGGUGGUCGCCCAGGCGGUCAGGAUCUGGGACCCGGUGGCUACUCCAAUGGCAGGCCAGGCGGCAAUGGCAAUGGCAACGGCAAUGGUGGAUCCGAUGGCGGACGUGUGAUCAUCGGUGGACGUGUGAUAGGCGGCCAGGAUGGCGGUGAUCAGGGCUACUCCGGCGGACGUCCCGGUGGUCAGGAUUUGGGCCGUGAUGGCUACUCCGGCGGUCGUCCAGGCGGCCGGCCGGGCGCCAAUGGCCAGGAUAACCAGGAUGGCCAGGGAUACUCGAGCGGCAGGCCGGGCCAGGGUGGUCGCAAUGGCUUCGGACCCGGUGGUCAGAACGGCGACAACGAUGGCAGCGGUUAUCGGUACUAGGAACGACUCACAGACACAUUUAGCUAGAUCCCCCGAACAUAUAGCAAUACCUAGUGUUAAGUCCUUCUAGAACUAUGGCCUCUACCUAUCCUAUCUCAUCCUUCCACAUCUACUCGUGCCCAUUCUAUCCCACUUCUUGCUAUCUUACGUCCAUCCAUUCAGUCUGCUCACUUCCUCGUAGUCGUAAGUCCCUGUUGAUCUAAAUGCAAGUGCGAAAAAUAACCCAAAAAAAGGAAUGAAAUAAGCUAUUUCUGAUGUAAGUAAAGAAACUAAAUAUAUAUUUUUUAUAAAAAA